AUGUCCGACUUUUCCGAGUUAAAAAGUAUGUUCAGUGACUUUCCAGAAAACUUAACUAAAGAGGAGCUACAAUAUUUAGAACAUCUCCGAUAUAAUUUGUCGAAAAAAUACGAACCUGUUUCCGUUUCAACGGGGAUAUUAACAAUUUUGAUAAUAUUAUAUGGGUCAAUUUCGGUGAUUGCCGUCAUUGGUAACGCUCUAGUAAUAUUUGUAGUGUUGUACAAGAGGAAUAUGCAAACGGUCACCAAUGUCUUUAUUGCUAAUUUGGCACUAGCUGAUGUUGCACUUGGUUUAUUUACUAUACCAUUCCAGUUUCAUGCGGCUAUCAUGCAGCGAUGGGUAGUGGCUGAUUUUAUGUGUAAAGUGGCACCGUUUGUUAAAAACUUAUCGGUCAAUGUUAGCAUAUUGACCUUGACUGUUAUUGCCUUUGACCGAUACAUAGCAGUGAUGUAUCCUUUGAAAGCAGGUUUCCGGAAGCAAGUGGCUUUUAUCGUUCUUCUUGUCAUAUGGGUUUUAAGCAUAUCAUCCAGCAUACCAGACUUACUUUACUAUAAAGUUAACAUAAUUUUUGAUAUUGAAAUAUGGGCAAAGAAACCAUUCUGUGAUGUACAAUGGCCAUCAGAUGCAUUUCCGAAAUUUUACUAUUCGUAUUUCCUUCUUUUGCAAUACGUGGUACCUUUGACAAUCAUAAGUUUUUCGUACAUUCGUGUAGCGUACAGGAUUUGGGGGAGUAAGGCACCCGGAUAUGAAAUACAAAAACGGGAUCACAUAAGGAGUGUCCAUAAGAAAAAGGUAGUGAAGAUGCUCAUUAUUGUUGUAAGUCUGUUUGCCUUUUGCUGGUUACCACUUCAGCUAUAUAACUUCAUAUCAGCAGUUUAUCCCAUUAUAAAUGAAUAUCGACAUAUAAAUAUAGUUUGGUUUUGUUCAAACUGGUUGGCGAUGAGCAAUUCCUGCUACAAUCCUUUCAUUUAUGGACUUUUGAAUGAGAAAUUUAAACGUGAAUUCAAAAACUUAUGCCGACUUUGUACCUGUUGUGGCAGAAAACGGAAGUAUGUUAGUUAUUUCUUUUAUGAUACAUCCGAGGAUAAUAAUCAUAAGACUAGUAUCCUGUUUAAUGGUAGUGAUAGUAGCCAUGCUUUUAGAAAUUCCAGGAAACGGAAGCGAAGCAAUGGUUUUACGAAACCCUACAUUCAAUCAACAAAAAUAUAGACUUUCUUAUAGGAAGAUAAUACC
Mytilus trossulus (common blue mussel) is the source of this 1233-nucleotide messenger RNA. RefSeq names its product QRFP-like peptide receptor. NCBI's taxonomy places the organism in Eukaryota, Metazoa, Mollusca, Bivalvia, Mytilida, Mytilidae. Gene Ontology annotation, cellular component: plasma membrane; neuron projection. Gene Ontology annotation, molecular function: neuropeptide binding; neuropeptide Y receptor activity. The coding region runs from base 1 to 1209 and encodes 402 amino acids. The transcript has 4 exons. Gene Ontology annotation, biological process: G protein-coupled receptor signaling pathway. The record is from RefSeq and is a predicted model, not a curated record.